CUGACGAAUGAAGUUUGCCAUUGGUUGACGUUUGGACGUUGACAAAUUGGUUUGUUGACGGAUUUUGUGGCGCGCGAAUUUACCCCAACUUUUACGACCGCCGUAGGAAAACGCAAGGAAAAUUGGAAAUUCGAUCCCGUAAAAUGUGCGAAGCGCUUGUUAUGGGUACGGGCAGCGUUAACCGGAAGAGACUGCGUUCGGACGAAACCGACGGUUGCUUUGCGAUGCAGCGGAAGACGUUCGUCAACCAGCAGAUGAUGGAUCGGCAGGACAAGGAAAAGAUGAAACAGAUUCAAGCCAAAACCAUCAGUCUGCUGUUCCAGGGGGCCAAAAGGCAGAGCCAAAUGGUGGGGGUCCCGAUCGACAGCGUCAAGGAAUCGCUCGCCUCCGUCCGGUUGCUCGGUGGAGGAGAAGUUGAAUACGAUCUCAAAUCCGCUUCCGGGUGGCUAGAGAAGAAGCCGGAUCGAAAGUGCCGCCUGUGCGACAGGAUGUCGAUGGUGCACGCUGACUGUACGAACUGCAACCUGGAACUGUGUGAGCAUUGCGGAGUCAACUGUGGGUACUGCCCGGAGAAGAUUUGUCUUAACUGCGUCAGGUUGUUCCACUGCGAAUCCCACGAUAAGCCAUGUUGCGAGCAAUGUAAAAUGUUUGUGCGUUAAACCGAACCUUUACUAUGGUAGCUAAGAUGCAAUAAUCCCCUAGCGUGGUAAGAGUCAGAGCAAUUUUAAGCAAAAGCCU
Molecule: messenger RNA, 738 nt
Organism: Anopheles aquasalis
Lineage: Eukaryota; Metazoa; Arthropoda; Insecta; Diptera; Culicidae
Biological process (GO): extrinsic apoptotic signaling pathway
Molecular function (GO): CD27 receptor binding
Source: RefSeq, a predicted model, not a curated record